CAUCAACUUUGUGAAUCGGGUGCUUCUUGGAUUAGCUCAAUUUUCACAGUGAGCAAUAUUAAGCCUAUUCUCCAUUCACACACUUAAAAGGCACAGGACCAGUAUUAUUAACGAACUUUCUCUCUCUCUCUCUCUCUGUCUUCCUUCUUUCUUGUCCUCCUCUUUUCAUUUCCCAUAGACCACUCUCACGACUUCUUUUUAGCCCGUUAUUUCUCCUUUCCUCUCCUUCAACUUCAGGACAAACACUUAACGACCUCUUUCAGGAAUAACCACAUCCAACAAUCUCUUUCUCUCUCUCUCUCUAUCUCUUCUUCCAUCCCUCUUUCUCUCUCCCACACUCUUUGAAUCGCUUCGCCCCUGUAUAUUUUCCAUUCUCUCUUCCAACCCCAUCCGCUCUUCCAAGCUUUUUUUUAUUGCACAGACUCAUUAUGGGUAACUUUCUGUCUCAAUUUAACGACCUCAUCAACAAAGAUGGAGACUCGAAAGUACCUGAUGUUCAACUUGACUUUGAAGAUGCUUCCAUGACAGACGAAGAUCUCGAGUCUUACUCGAAUGUGUUGAACAUGCUGGAUCCAACAGGUGAAAUACUCGAUCAACUGAGGAACUAUCAAGGUUGUGGUGAUUACAUUCGUCAGGCCAUUGGAACACCUGGACCUGAGGCAGAAACUGAAGCUUGGAACCACGUGGUGCCUGCUGUUACCAAGCUCAAAAUGUUUUAUCAAUACUCGACAUCCAUCGAAACUUCUCUUCCUCAAAUUCUUCAGACGCUCUGCAUUGGUGAUGUCAACAAAAACUUGGAACGGCAUCAGGCUUUGGCUCGCAUUUUGUGCCAGUUGCUUGAUUUCGUCUUUGAGUUUGAUUCGCUUAAAAUGAAGACUCCUCAGAUUCAAAACGAUUUCUCAUACUAUCGACGCUGUCUUUCGCGCGGCAAACUUUCAAACGAAGUUGAUCUGAAAUCCGCCAUGAAUGAGGACGAACUAGCGAACCAUGUCUCGAUGUUCUAUGCGUACCCAACUCCAAUGUUGAAGACCGUGACGGAAGUAACGACACAGUUUGUUGCAAAAAAUCGCGUGGGACGGAGUGUCUCGGAAUGUCUAGCAACUCUGGCAGGUGUGUGCUAUCAUAGUGUGAGCAAUAGUAAGAAGAAGCCACAAAGGCCAGAGACGACGGCCUUCUGCUUGCGAGUAAUGGUGAUCUCCAUCAUCAUCUAUGACCACAUUGAUCCACAAGGAGCAUUUUCAAAGAGUUCGCCCAUCAAUCUCAAAAAUUCCGUCAAGGCAAUCCAGACAUAUGGCAAUACAAAUGAUACACCCAACCUUAUGUCCGCACUGAGGUAUAACACAAAACACUUGAAUGACCCAACGACCCCAAAGUCACUCAAGACCUUGAUUACGGGCACAGCCUAAGACAUAACCUUUAUUGGGUUUUAUCAUUUCUACAAUAUUUUCUGCGCUUUUUCUUUUCUUUUCUUUUUUCUUUUCUUUUAUUAUUUUUAUUAUUGUUGUUGUUACUAUUAUUAUUAUUCGACAUUCAAAAUAUUACCAUAAUUCCUCGUUUGAUGUCUUUUUCGUCCUCUCUUCCGUAAACGAUUCACGUCUGGAAAUGACUUUCAAAACCAAAAUCAAAACCAAAUAAAUUAUGAUAACCCUCUAUAAA
Messenger RNA from Lobosporangium transversale, 1656 nucleotides. Its product is annotated as FAM49 family protein. The transcript is spliced from 4 exons. The coding region runs from base 429 to 1406 and encodes 325 amino acids. Gene Ontology annotation, biological process: regulation of actin filament polymerization. Gene Ontology annotation, molecular function: small GTPase binding. NCBI's taxonomy places the organism in Eukaryota, Fungi, Mortierellomycota, Mortierellomycetes, Mortierellales, Mortierellaceae. The record is from RefSeq and is a predicted model, not a curated record.